AUGGACCGAACGUUAUCCUUCAAACCUCACUGCAAUAUGGUUAAGAAAGCAUGCGAAUCUCGGUUACGGAUUUUACAGAUGAUCGGUGCAAAACUUCCACGUGGCAAUCAGACUUCUCUGCUGCAAGUUGGGUCAGCCAUAGUUACUGCGAAGCUGCUCUACGGGAUUGGACUUGUUAGUCGAGGAGGGCCAGCAACCUUGCAGACUUUCGCUCCUGCCUACAACAAAAUGGUUCGUUUCGCUUCCGGAGCAUUCGUGACGAGCCCGAUUAACUCGGUGAUGGCCGAAGCUGGGACUCUACCCUUCGAACUGCUAGCAGCACAGACCACAGUACACAUUGCCAUCCGAAUGAUCACAAAGAAUCCAAACAGCAGCACCCUACCUCUGAUUACACGCGCUUCAAAUCGCCUCCAAGAAUUAACCGGUUCAACGCUUCCUGCUGUCGGUUCACUCGUGAGGCAGAGCAAUCGCUUGUGGCACGCCCGAAAACCGACGAUAGUGUGGGAUGUGAAAAGAAGCAUACGCGCUGGAGACCCACCAGAGAAAGUUCGUCCAGUUGUUCGACAAUUACUGGAGACCCGCUUCCAUAGUUCAACCAUCGUCUACACGGACGGCUCCAAGUGUGAAGACACGGUAGGAGCUGCAUUCUUCUACGAAGGGCUAUCUAGGACCUACAGUCUUCCGAACGAAUGUAGUGUUUUCUCUGCGGAGGCCUACGCUAUUAAAAUGGCCGCCACCAUCCCUAAUGUUCAAAAUGAGUUGGUUAUUCUCACGGACUCCGCAAGCUUCCUACUGGCUUUGGAGGCUGGAACUUCCCGGCACCCUUGGGUGCAGGAAGUAGAGAGAAUCGUGCAAAGCAAAAUCAUCCGUUUCUGCUGGAUCCCUGGACACGCCGGCAUCAGGGGAAACUCUGAAGCUGACCGACUAGCCAAUGAGGCUAGAAGACAACCAGCCAUCGACGUACCGAUUCCAAGCGAGGAUGCGAUAAAAGCGGUGAAACAUGCGAUACGUGGUCAGUGGAAUAGGCAGUGGUUUAGCACAACAGAAUCGAAGCUGAGGGAGGUGAAAUUCGAAACGCACAGAUGGACAGAACGAGGAAGUUCAGCCGACCAGCAUAUGCUUACACGUCUGAGAAUCGGCCAUACGCGACUAACCUACACGUUUCUUCUGAAGAAGGAAGCCCCACCGGUGUGUGAAUGUUGUGGCACGGUGUUGGAUGUAAAGCACAUCAUUCUUGAGUGCAGGAAAUACGACGAAGAGAGAAGGAAAAAUGACAUCAGCACCAGUCUACGUGAAGCUCUGGACAACACGGAAGAAAGAACAACACGAAUGCUUAAUUUCCUACAUGAAACGGAUUUGUACAAAAAACUCUAG
This is a messenger RNA of Ochlerotatus camptorhynchus, 1374 nucleotides long. RefSeq lists its product as uncharacterized. Gene Ontology annotation, biological process: DNA replication, removal of RNA primer. The record is from RefSeq and is a predicted model, not a curated record. The transcript has a single exon. Gene Ontology annotation, molecular function: RNA-DNA hybrid ribonuclease activity; nucleic acid binding. NCBI's taxonomy places the organism in Eukaryota, Metazoa, Arthropoda, Insecta, Diptera, Culicidae. Bases 1 to 1374 code for a protein of 457 amino acids.